AUGCUGAAGGUCUUUGACCAGGUGCUGAUACUCUUCCUGCUCCUCUUCCUCGCGAGGUGCCGACGGGUUGCCACGGGGUUUUCAGCCCUGCAGGCGCAGGUGCGCUAUCCAGCCCGUCGACUAGCUGGAGCUGUGGGCGAAACGAUUGGCCAGGCUCCGCCCGAGGCGCCGCCAGUGCAGCGCGACGCCGCGACGGCGGUGCGGCGCGACGCGCUGACGAUCUCCUGGGAGAUUCCGACGGCGACGCCGCCGGUGGAGUACAUGGAACUACAGCACGAUGAAGGAUUUGGUGGCAACUUCACGGUCACGCUGGCCAUCAGGUCCGAGUACACCAGCUAUCAGAUGAACGGUUUGCAGCCGGGCAGCACCUUUCGCUUCCGGCUCCGGGCGGUGAACGCCUACGGCGCCUCCAGCUGGAGCACCGAGAGCGCCUUGCUCGUCUGCGAGCCGCCCACGCCGCCGCAGGGCCUCACGGCGCAGUGGCCGCACGAGCGCGCGGUGCGGCCGCGGCUGUGUUGGACCGCGCCGGAGGAUGUGGGAGGUGGAGCGCACGACAGCCUGCAGAUCACCAGCUAUCGGAUUUGGAUGCACUACGAGGGUUUUCAGCGUUUGGUUGCGGAGGUGCCUGGAGACAAGACCUGCUAUGAGUUGGAUUUGCCGGAGCUCUACAGCACGACGCUGGCCUUCUCCGUGAACGGCAUCAACCAGGUGUACGAGGGUCCUCACACCAACACCGUGGAACUCACGACCACAGGACCACCGGGUGACAUCGUCUCCUUAGACGCCAAUGCCACGGGCACGCUGCUGUCCCUGCAGUGGUCGCCGCCCACCCACCGCGCCGUGCCCUGCGACGCCUCGCUGGCGGAGUGCCGACAGCUGCGGGCGCGCUUCGCGCGGGCGCCCGAGGCCACGGGCUACGAGGUCUAUUGGGACGAAGGCACCGGCGAGGUCCCGGCGAAGCUCUUGGAGACCUCCACGGUCCCGGCGGCGGAGCUGGACCUCUCCAGCUGGGUCACCCACACUCGCAGGUGCUUCCAGUUCCGCGUCCGCGGCCUCUCCGCCGGCGGCGCCGGCGCCUUCAGCGCGGUGGCGCCGGUGGCGCUGGGCGCAGCGCCGUCCGAGGUCUGGGGGCUCCGGGCGAUGCUGGCGCCGCGCGCGGGCGUGGUGCAGAUCAUGUGGCAGGAGAUCCAGCCUUAUGGCUGUGUUUAUUGGUACGAGCUGCAGCUCUUGAAUGUGGUCUAUGGCAACUUCUCCUUGAUCACCAGCGGAGUGGCGACGGUGGAGUUGGAAGAGCUCCACAGCUUGGAUUUGUAUCACUUCUCCGUCCGCGCCUGCGACGUGGGCGCCUGCGGCGCCUGGUCCGCUCCGCUGGCCCUGGUGCCCGCGCGGCCGGACUCGCUCUUCGGCCCCACAGCGGUCACGGCGGCCGGCUACGUGGAGGGGCUGCUGACGGUGUCUUGGGUUGCAGAGGCCUGGGACCGGGAGCCCUUCCUCGACACCUUCCAGGUGCUGGCAGCGUCCGAGGAGGAGGGGCCCUACGUGGACGUGGGCGUGGUGCCUGCGAGCGCAGCUCCACAGCUGAGCUUCGCGUGCAACGAGACGAACAUGAGCAACGCGCUGUGGCCCAGCGCCAUUUACGUGAAGGUCAUCGCCCGCGUCGCCACGCAGUGGAGCACCGAAGCGAUGGCCGCCGAGUCGGCCCCAGCGCGUCUCUUCUGCUCCGCCGCGCCCAUCGCGCCGCCCACCGCGCCGGUGCUGAGCCACACCGCGCGGCCGAGCGCGGGAGAGUCGCGGCUGAGCGUGCAGGGCAGCUUUGACGUGACGGUGGAGCUGUCCUUGGCGGGGCAGGCGCCGGAUGUCGUGGCACUCCACAGUGGUUGGCAGGUGCAGCUGGUGUGGAAAGCAACCAACGAAGUGGAGGAAGUGAUCAUCAGCGAUCCCAACGUGCGGAGCUACGUCUUCGAGGCGCUGCCGCCCUCGACGGACCUGGAGCUCGCCUACGGCGUCCGCUCGCUCGUGGGCGCCGGGCCCUGGUCGCCCGCGGCGGCGCUGCACGUGGGGCUGGCGCCCCUGGCGCCGACGGUGCAGGUCGAUGCCAGCGAUGAUGAGACCAUCAGCUUGUCAUGGACGUGGCAGCCCAGUGUCGAUGAGGACCGGCUCUUGGGCUUCAACAUCUACGUCGACUGGAUCGACGGGCACUUCUCCACCUGGGAUCCCCACGCACCGAGCUUCAGCACCACGGCCUCGGAGUACGUGGUGAACUGCACCCAGCCGGAGGUCUUCGGCGGCCUCAGCCGCUCGCGGCAGCGCCUGUGGUUCCGCGUGGCCGCCGUGAGCGCCGCCGGCGUCGGCGCCGCCAACGACCCGCCUGCGCUGCGGAUCUGCGGCGCGGCGCCGGGCGCGCCGGUGGCGCCAACGGUGCAGGAGGUGGGCGCCUCCUGGGUGCUGCUCGCCUGGACGAUCCCCGACCUGCACGGCGCGCCGCUGCUGGCGGCGAAGGUCACGGUCUUCUCCUCGGUGACGGUCUUCUCGUCGCGCGGCGCGGCGGAUGGGCUGGCGGAGAGGGAGAUCUGGCUGGAGAAGCCAGGAUCACUGCUGAACAUCAGCUCCAACCUCUCGCAGCCCCUGGAACUGGCCAUCUCGGCCAUCUCGGAGCUCGGCGAAGGCCCCCCUGUCGCCCUGGCUGAGCUUGGCGAAGCUGGCGCUGCCGCCGCUGCCGCCACGGCCCAGCAUCCAAUCGUCCAGCGACACGCAGAUCGUGGUGGAGUGGUCCUUGGACCGAGGCAAAGAACGAGGUGCUUACCACACGGGCUACUACGUCUACGUCUCGGUGGACGGCACCACCUGGCCGGACGAGGACACCGGCUACAUCGCCACGUGGCAGGACGAGUUCACCACGCAGUACACCAUGGAUUGCACGCUGAGUGCUUCCCUCGGAGGUUCCUUUGGUUCAAAGUGGCCGCUCGCAGCGCCGUGGGCCGUGGACCCCUGUCCACUGCCGUGGCACGCCGCUGCUCGGGGACUCCAUCAGCGCCGCUGAACCUCACGUUGAACUCCUCGAGCUUCGCCGCCGACGGCAUCGGAUGGAGCUUGAUCACCUGGGAGGAGCCCUCCGAGCUGCACGACGCCGUGCUCUUGGGCUACCAGGUCUAUGUGGACGCCAACACUGCUGAUGCACAGGAUCUCUACACCUUGCUGGACGUGAUCGAGGAUCCGGCCCAACGGCUCUUCAAGCACCAAGACGUGGUCCAAGGUGAGACGGCGUUGACGUGGACCCCGCCGGCGGUCCGGGCGGUCCAGUGGACGACGAUGAAGGUCUCACCGGCCCCUCUGGUCGUCUCGAACGCCGAAGGAACGUCCCAGGUCGAUGGCACCGGUCACAGCGCGCCAGGUCAAAGCUACAAGUACAAGGUCACCGCGGUGUCCGAGACCGGCGAAGGCACCGCGAGCGUGGUGACGCUGGUGCCCGCCGUGGUGCCCUUGGAGCCGCCGGCGCCGGUGUUGCUGGACGACUGCACCAUGGCGUGGUUGGCGGAGAACGGCACCACCAAGGCCUUGUGUUCGAUUGCACAGCGCUAUCAACUGGCAGUGGCCAGUGUCGAUCUCCGAGACAGUGCAGACAUCAACGCACCCCGCGUGAACCCCUUCGUCACGGUGGUCGCGGGGACCGUGAUGACCGUCAGCGAGGAGGUUUAUAGUGCUGAUGGCCGGAUCUACCUGAACCUGCCAGACUUGGGCGGAUGGCUCUGGGAUGACACGCCGCUGGACCCAGGAAAUCCCUUGGCCUAUCGUUUGCCCACCUUGAAGUUCUCCUGGACCUGGUACGACGACGAGGUCCGCGCCCUGGGUGGUCAGCCGCUCACGGCCUGGCACGUCUACCGCUCCGGCGACGGCGUGCAGUGGGACGCGGCCACGGAACUGGCGGCCAGCGCGCGGAAUGCCUCCUAUGACUGUGAGGUGGCGCAGGUGGGUUUGCCCUUCUGGGUGCGGGUAGCAGCAAUGAACAGUAUCGGCGAAGGCCCCGCGUCGGAUGCGUUGAAGCUCCGCUGCGCGCUGCCGCCGGGGAUGCAACCGGCGCCCAGUCAGCUGGACGGAGAUUUGAACUCCAUCAUCGUGGGCUUCGAUCCACAGAAUCUCCACGGUGCAGAGCUCUUCUUUCACCGAUUGACCUACGCCUUGUCGGACGACCUGGAGGGCAUCCUGGCGCCCACGCAGCUGGACGUGCCGGGCGCGGAGCAGCGAGUGAACAUCUCCGGGCUGCUGCCCUUCGCGACCUACGUGGUCAAGGUGCAGGCCAUCACCGAGGCGGGGACCUCUUUGGAUCCAGGUUGGCAGAGCAAUAUGAGCACCGGCUCAGUGGUGCUUUUGCCGCCGCCCAGCUACUUGUCCUCCGAUGGCAGUUUCUUGCAGCUGAGCCUCUCCAACUUGAGUGAUCGAGAAUGGCCGGAAGGCGAACGGCCGGGCUACAACGUGUACCUCACCGCCGACGACCGUGCCUGGCCAGCCACGCCCUGGGCGGUGGCCGACAGUUGGAUCUUCGAGCACGACUGCAGUCGGACGCCGGACUAUACGCAGCUGGACGGCAAUGGUGAUCCCGCCAUUGUGGACCAGAGCUACAACUUUGUUUAUGCGCGCGUGAGCUUGAGCACCGCCACGGGGCUCGGCUACUGGUCCGACGCGGCGACCUUCUACUGCUCGCCCUUGCCCGCGCAGCCGGCCCUCGAGGUCUUGAACUCCGAUGCGGAGCAGAUCACGCUGCAGUGGCCGAACCCCGAGUUGUAUGGAGCACCCUUGGUGGGCUACAACAUCUACAUGGACAAUGGCAUGGGUGGUGAGCUCACCUUCUACAAGCACGUGUCGGCACAGGAGGUGGCCCUCGACGAGACCAACAACACGGUGAUGCUCUCCCUCCACCCGCUGCCCACUGGGCGAUGGUUCCGGGUGAAUGUGACCGUCGCCACCGAGGCGGGCGAGUCGCCGGGGCAGCAGGUGGACGCCUUGACCUGCGACGCGCCGCCCACGCCGGAGGUGCUGAGGCUGUCCACGUCCACGUCUUUGAUUUUGAGGUGGAAUGCCAGCGUGGGCAGCCCUGUUUGUGCGGUGCAUGGCUACGAAGUGAUCUCUGAAGUUCUGAACAGCAGCAGCGAAGUGAACGCAAGCCUGGUCCUACUGAGCUACAGUGGCCUGGCGCCAAAUGACCUGGAGUAUCAAGUCGACAACUUGAUCUCCGAGGCGGAGUAUCGCUUCCGCGUGGUGGCCUCGGUGGCCUAUGGCACGAGCGCCAGUGGCUGGGCAGUGGCCACAGCGGCAGGGGUGCCAGAGAAGAUGGAACCCGUGAGGCACCUUUUGAACCUCUCCUUCUCCAGUGCCAUCUACCUGGAAUGGACUCCGCCCAACAUGAAUGGUGGCACCCCCGUCGGCUACGCGCUCCGGCGCGACGAUGGACCGGGCACCGCCUGGCGCGACAUGGAUUGCAUGGCAGUGGACUGCAGCAGCGGCUGCGAGCUGCAUUCCGUGCAUCGGGUGCCAGGCGCCACAGGUUGCUACGUCUCGGGUCUGCAGCCCGACGGCCUCUACCGCUUCGCGAUCCGCGCGGUGAACGCCUACGGCGCUGGGCCGCUCAGUGAGGAGGCGCUGGUCACGGUGGGCGCGCUGCCGAACGUGCGGGCGCCGCAGCUGGUGAAGGCAAGCUAUGAGAACUGCACGAUGAUAUGGGAGUGGCUUCCUGCAAUUGAGAAUGGCAAGCUGGUGCACAGCUAUGACCUUCAAGUGGAAGAUGCCAAUGCCUCGGGGGUCGCACCGCUGCUCAUCACGCUGGAUGGCAACGCCUCGGCACCCGUACGCACUACCACGGCCACAGUGAGCUCCGACACCUGGCGGGACGCCGUGCCGGGGCGCAGCUACCGCGCGGCGCUGCGCGCGCGCAGCGACGAGGCCAUCAGCGAGUGGUCGGAGUGGUCCGAGAGCCGCUUCUGCAUCAGCGAGCCAGGCCUACCGAACCCGCCCCAGCGCGACUGGUCGGUGACGGUGAAAGCCGGACGGGCGCAGCUGCUCUGGGACACCGUGACGGCGGAGAUGGCGGGCGACGACGAUCUCAGCGAGCUGGGAGUGUCCUAUGAGAUCUGGGGGCGCCCGUAUCCUCAAGGUGACCAGACCAGCUGGCGGAGACUGCACCAUUUGAUGGCACACGAGGGCGCGCCUGCCGUGGCCAUCGACACCUUUUUCGAGACCGCGGUGACCGCCGUGUGGGCCUUCAAGCUGCGGAUCGGCAACCGGAACGGCUACGGGCCCUUCUCGCAGGAGGUUUGGCUGAGCACCGGUCAGUUGCCCUCGGAGCCCGUGGCGCUCAGCGCCAGCGUGGCGCUCAACGGGCAGAUCGCGCUCACGUGGCGGGCGCCGGUGUCGGACGGCUAUUUGCCCCUCACCGGGUACCAGGCGCGCUGCGGGAGCGGCGGCUGGGAAGAAGUGGCGAACACCGAGUUCAGCCACCAGAUGCUUUUCUCCCCACCGUCCGGGCUGGUGACCUGCGAGCUGCGGGCCGUGAACGCCGUGGGGGCCAGCUUGGCAGCGCAGAGCUUCGUGACGCUGCUCUGA
This is a messenger RNA of Durusdinium trenchii, 6594 nucleotides long. NCBI's taxonomy places the organism in Eukaryota, Dinophyceae, Suessiales, Symbiodiniaceae. The record is from the annotation of a GenBank genome assembly.